Messenger RNA from Penicillium hordei, 183 nucleotides. RefSeq lists its product as uncharacterized. The transcript has a single exon. The coding region runs from base 1 to 183 and encodes 60 amino acids. NCBI's taxonomy places the organism in Eukaryota, Fungi, Ascomycota, Eurotiomycetes, Eurotiales, Aspergillaceae. The record is from RefSeq and is a predicted model, not a curated record.
AUGGCUCAUGACAUAACAUUUAUGGCCUGGAAAAACGAGUCAGUGGCCUCCUCAUUUGUUCAACGAUAUGUGAUGGAAAACUUGAUCUAUUACCAUAACGCCCUCAACGCUGUUAGGGAACUAUGCGACCGGGUCCUUUCCGACCAUGGAAUAGCCCAUGCCGCAGAGUUCCGGCUCAAGUAA